GGUGGUCGAGCUGGUGCUCGAUGUGCUCGAGGUACUCGACGUAGAUGUAGUACUGGACGUCGAGCUUGUGGAGCUGGUGCUCGAAGUCGAUGAUGUGCUCGAGGUCGAGCUAGUGCUCGAUGUGCUCGAAGUACUAGUGGUCGAGCUGGUGCUCGAUGUGCUCGAGGUACUGGUGGUCGAGCUGGUGCUCGAUGUGCUCGAGGUACUAGUGGUCGAGCUGGUGCUCGAGGUACUGGUGGUCGAGCUGGUGCUCGAUGUGCUCGAGGUACUCGACGUAGAUGUCGUACUGGACGUCGAGCUCGUGGAGCUGGUGCUCGAAGUCGAUGAUGUGCUCGAGGUAGAGCUUGUCGAGCUGGUCGAGCUUGUGCUCGUCGUGCUCGAUGUAGACGAAGUGCUGGAGGUCGAGCUCGUCGAAGUCGUACUCGAUGUCGAACUGGUUGAACUUGUUGAGGUUGUGCUUGAGGUUGAGCUAGUUGAGCUAGUCGAACUCGUCGAGCUCGUCGUGCUGGUGCUUGAUGUGCUCGUGGUGCUUGAUGAUGAAGAUGUGCUCGAGGUAGAGCUCGUACUCGUCGUGCUAGAGGUGCUGGAAGAGCUCGAAGUACUCGAGGCGCUAGACGUACUAGAUGUGCUAGAAGUGCUCGAUGUGGACGAGGUGCUGGAGGUGAAGCUUGUUGAAGUCGUACUAGAUGUAGAACUAGUCGAGCUGGUCGAGCUGGUUGAGCUUGUCGACGUUGUGCUCGAGGUCGAGCUGGUUGAGCUAGUCGAGCUGGUCGAGCUAGUCGAGCUAGUCGAGCUAGUCGAGCUAGUCGAGCUGGUCGAGCUGGUCGACGUUGUGCUCGAGGUGCUCGAAGUCGAGCUGGUCGACGUUGUGCUGGAGGUCGAGCUGGUUGAGCUAGUAGACGUUGUGCUCGAGGUCGAGCUGCUCGAGCUAGUCGAGCUGGUCGAGCUGGUUGAGCUUGUCGACGUUGUGCUCGAGGUCGAGCUGGUUGAGCUAGUCGAGCUGGUCGAGCUAGUCGAGCUAGUCGAGCUAGUCGAGCUAGUCGAGCUAGUCGAGCUGGUCGAGCUGGUCGACGUUGUGCUCGAGGUCGAGCUGGUCGAGCUGGUUGAGCUAGUAGACGUUGUGCUCGAGGUCGAGCUGGUUGAGCUAGUCGAGCUGGUCGAGCUAGUCGAGCUAGUCGAGCUAGUCGAGCUAGUCGAGCUGGUCGAGCUGGUCGACGUUGUGCUCGAGGUGCUCGAAGUCAAGCUGGUCGACGUUGUGCUGGAGGUCGAGCUGGAUGAGCUGGUUGAGCUAGUCGACGUUGUGCUCGAGGUGCUCGAAGUCGAGCUGGUCGAGCUGGUCGACGUUGUGCUGGUGGUCGAGCUGGUCGAGCUGGUCGAGCUGGUCGAGCUGGUGCUAGAGGUGCUCAAGGUUGAUGAAGUGCUCGAGGUCGAUGAUGUGCUCGAGGUCGAUGACGUGCUCGAGGUCGAUGACGUACUCGAGGUGGAGCUCGUCGAAGUAGUGCUAGACGUCGAGCUCGUCGAGCUGGUGGAGCUCGUCGAGCUCGUCGAGCUGGUGCUCGAGGUGCUCGAAGUCGAGCUGGUCGAGCUGGUCGACGUUGUGCUGGUGGUCGAGCUGGUCGAGCUG
Molecule: messenger RNA, 1624 nt
Organism: Monosiga brevicollis MX1
Lineage: Eukaryota; Choanoflagellata; Craspedida; Salpingoecidae
Exons: 1
Source: RefSeq, a predicted model, not a curated record